Calypte anna (Anna's hummingbird) is the source of this 1545-nucleotide messenger RNA. It is a transcript of the gene SLC16A14, whose product is annotated as solute carrier family 16 member 14. Gene Ontology annotation, biological process: transmembrane transport; monocarboxylic acid transport. The record is from RefSeq and is a predicted model, not a curated record. Lineage: Eukaryota; Metazoa; Chordata; Aves; Apodiformes; Trochilidae. The transcript is spliced from 4 exons. The coding region runs from base 1 to 1545 and encodes 514 amino acids. Gene Ontology annotation, molecular function: monocarboxylic acid transmembrane transporter activity.
AUGUAUGCUAGUCGAGAGGAUAUUGGAUAUGAUUUUGGAGAUAACUCAAAAGUUGGAAGUAAGCCAAUUAAGCAUAGUCCAGACAUCGAUGCAAGAUGGGCUUGGAUGAUUGUACUUUCCUCCUUCAUUGUGCACAUACUGGUCAUGGGCUCCCAAAUGGCCCUUGGAAUACUCAACAUAGAAUGGCUUGAAGAGUUUAAUCAAAGUCGUAGCUUAACAGCAUGGGUUAGCUCACUCAGCAUGGGCAUUACCCUUAUUGUAGGUCCUUUCAUUGGUUUAUUCAUCAACACGUGUGGGUGUCGCAAGACAGCUAUAAUUGGAGGGCUAUUGAAUGCUCUAGGUUGGAUACUGAGUGCCUAUGCCUCAAAUGUGCAGUACCUCUUCCUUACAUUUGGAGUGACAUCUGGCAUUGGAAGUGGCAUGGUUUAUCUACCUGCGGUGGUCAUGGUAGGGCAGUAUUUUCAGAAGAGAAGAGCACUUGCACAGGGACUCAGUACAACAGGAACAGGGUUUGGAGCUUUCCUAAUGACUGCAUUUCUGAAGUACCUCUGCACAGAAUUUGGAUGGAGAAAUGCCAUGUUCAUCCAAGGUGCCAUCUCCCUGAACCUUUGUGUCUGUGGGGCGCUUAUGAGACCACUCUCUGUCAAAGAUGUUGGCGAAAAAUAUGUUGCGAGAAGAAACAGUGAAGAUAAUCAGGCAAAAGGUCUGUCCCAUUCUUCAGAGACUAUAAAAUCUAGCGGAAUCCUCAGUGAAGAACUGGAAAAAAAAGAAGUGACAAAUGAAGAAGUGCUUGACAGUGUCCAGCAAACAGAAAUUGGAGGUAAAUCCAAAAGUGGAAGGAAUAUGUAUGGACUGCGCAUUCUUAAGAGAGUGAGCCAGCUGACAGUUACAUUCAGGAAGGGAUUUGCAAUAUGGUCCUACAGCUACUUCGGAGCUGCAUCGCUGUUUACCAAUAGAGUCUUUGUGGCCUUUAUAAUUUGGGCUUUGUUUGCCUACAGCAGUUUCGUCAUUCCCUUAAUUUAUCUUCCAGAAAUGGUGAAGCAGUACAACUUAUCUAGUCAGAACAAUAUAUUUCCUUUGACAUCCAUUAUAGCCAUUGUUCAUAUUUUUGGCAAAGUGGUCCUUGGAAUCAUCUCUGAUCUCCCUUGCAUCAGUGCAUGGAAUGUCUUCCUCAUGGCCAACUUAAGCUUCGUCACCUGCAUUCUCACUUUGCCACUACUGCAUACAUAUGUUAGCCUGGCCGUGGCUUGUGGUCUGAUAGGAUUUUCUAGCGGUUAUUUUUCUCUAAUGCCUGUUGUGACUCAAGAUUUAGUUGGAAUCAAACAUCUUGCAAAUGCCUACGGAGUCAUCAUUUGUGCCAGUGGAAUAUCUGCAUUGUUUGGACCACCAUUUGCAGGUUGGAUCUAUGACAUCACAAAUAAAUACGAUUUUUCUUUUUACAUAUCUGGCUUGCUAUACAUGUUGGGAACAGUAUUUUUACUUAUACAACCUUAUAUUCAAAAGAAACAUCCAAAAGAAAAAUCUACAGAAGAAGCACAAGUAUAA